AAGUCCCUCAGCUUGGAACUUUUAGAUUUAUCUAAAAACAAUCUGUUUGGAAUAAUUCCAAAAUCACUCGAAUCCCUAAAAUACCUCAAAAUUUUGAAUUUGUCUUUCAACAAACUCGAAGGAGAAAUCCCAACCGGUGGGCCUUUCCGAAACUUAUCUGCUGAAUCAUUUGUGUCGAGUGGGAAACUCUGUGGUGCACCCCGAUUCCGUGUCCCACCAUGCAAUAAUAGUACACUUGAUGCACAUUCAACUAAAGCAAGCACAUCCAUCUUGAAGUACAUUAUACCAACGAUCUUGUCUGUAAUGUUCAUGGUUACCUCCAUUUGGAUAGUGAUACUACGUAGAAGAAAGAAUGUGGAAGCUGCAAAAGAGACAACAUUGUUACCUCAACUUCUAUGGAGAAGAGUUUCACACCUGGAACUUGUUAGAGCAACAAAUGCAUUUGAUGAAAGCAACUUACUUGGUAGUGGUGGUUUUGGCUCAGUAUAUAAAGGAACAUUUUCUGAUGGGAUAAAUGUGGCCAUAAAGGUUUUCAAUUUACAGCUAGAAGGGGCAUUCAAGAGUUUCGAUAUUGAGUGUGAAAUGCUAGGCAACAUUCGUCAUCGAAAUCUUAUCAAAAUCAUCAGUUGCUGUAGUCAAAUUGAUUUCAAAGCCGUGGUACUGAACUACAUGCCUAAUGGGAGCCUUGCAAAGUGGUUGUAUUCUCUAAACUUUUGUCUGAAUAUUCUACAAAGACUGAGUAUUAUGAUAGAUGUUGCAUCGGCAUUGGAAUACCUUCAUCAUGGCUAUGAAACACCUAUUGUUCACUGUGAUUUGAAGCCCAACAAUAUUCUAUUGGAUGAGGAUAUGAGUGCACAUGUAGCAGACUUUGGCAUUGCGAAACUUUCGUGUGGAAGAGAUUCAAUGACCCAAACCAUCACUCAAGCCACAAUUGGAUAUAUGGCUCCAGAGUAUGGAAUGGAAGGAAUAGUUACUAGAAGAGGGGAUGUGUACAGUUUUGGUAUCGUAUUGAUGGAAACAUUCACAGGAAAGAAGCCGACGGAUGAGAUGUUUGUUGGGGAAAUGAGUUUGAGGCAAUGGGUUGCAAAUUCACCAUUACUUGAUGUUAUGGAUGCCAAGUUACUCGGGCCAGAAGCAGAGGAUCAUGAUUUUGUCAGCAAGAGGGAGUGUUUGUCAUCCAUUAUGAGAUUAGCUCUAUCUUGUUCCGCAGAAUCAUUGGAGGAGAGGAUUAAUAUGCAGGAGGCUCUAGCCACGUUGAACAAGAUCAAGAUCAAGUUUUUGAAGGACGCUGCCAGAGGUGUGGUGUUGAACCAUUCUCUUGUUUAGCAUUGCUUUAUUUAAUGCGUAGCUUUUAAUCUUGCCCUUUGAUUCAGUCCUUAAUUGAUGUUAUUGUAUGAUUAGAUGACUCAUCUACUUUGGUAUAGCUAUUUCAACUGUGUAUUUGUUUUGAUACAAAUGA
Messenger RNA from Rosa rugosa (rugosa rose), 1459 nucleotides. RefSeq names its product putative receptor-like protein kinase At3g47110. The coding region runs from base 304 to 1326 and encodes 340 amino acids. Lineage: Eukaryota; Viridiplantae; Streptophyta; Magnoliopsida; Rosales; Rosaceae. Gene Ontology annotation, biological process: protein phosphorylation. The record is from RefSeq and is a predicted model, not a curated record. The transcript is spliced from 2 exons. Gene Ontology annotation, molecular function: ATP binding; protein kinase activity.